GUGUCCGAUAACAAAGCUUCCCUGCCUCCCAAGCCAGGGGCCAUGGCUGCAGGUGGCGGGCCGUCCCCUCUGUCUGCGGCAGUGCCCUCCCCCCUGUCGUCCUCUUUGGGAACAGUUGGACACAGAGCCAACUCCCCAUCUCUGUUUGGCACGGAAGGAAAACCAAAGAUGGAACCUGCAGCCAGCAGCCAGGCAGCCAUGGAGGAGCUGAGGACGCAGGUCCGCGAGCUGAGGAGCAUCAUCGAGACCAUGAAGGACCAGCAGAAGCGAGAGAUUAAGCAGUUAUUGUCAGAGUUGGAUGAAGAGAAGAAAAUCCGGCUUCGGUUGCAGAUGGAAGUUAACGACAUCAAGAAAGCUCUCCAAUCAAAAUGAAUACUUGAUCAAUGAAACGUUGCAUUACUCAUUCUGAGUCGGAGACUCAAAUUUUCCGCCCCAGCCAAAAUAACCUUGUGCCAAAAGAUGAAAGGUUUGCCUCCACGUGUCCCUGUUUGAAAGAUUAGCACAAAAGUCUUGAUAGCACAACACCAAUUCCAUCCAAGAGGAGACUCCCUCGUGGCCUGGCCCUGGGUCUGGCGCUUCACCAGAGCAGACUGUGCUACAGGCUUUCCGACCUUGAGAUCUUGCGCAAUGACACUCAGGCAGUUCAGUCCACAGUGGUACUAUUUUGAUGAUAUUUUCCAUGAAUAAAAUGUAAUUUCCGAUUCUUCGUUUACAAGCUUUAUAAUUUUCUGAUUUUGUAAUCGUGUUUUGUCACAGACCCCCUCCAGUGUUUGUACUACACAUAAGUCAGGAGCAAGUGUCCCGUUGUUUUGCUUCAGGCCGCAAGCUGCCUCGCUUUGUGUUCCCCGUUAGGAUUCUAUUCCAUAUGCAGUGUUAGGUCCAACCAUCCCUUCCCCCUGCCAACAAAGCCCACCACCCUCAGCUGAAGUUUAGCUUCUCCAUGAUGGUAUAUUUACAAAGAGAGAAAGAGAAAACCCGGUAUUUGCAAUGAUCUGUGCCUUCUUUUUACCACCUUCUGGAUUGGAGCUUUUGUGAUGCAGCUACCAUGAUUCCCCCCCCCAAAAAAAAAGUUUUUUAGUCACUUAGAAAAGUCCACUAGAGGCCACUGUCUUCAGAGCUUCCCUCCCCAUCGCCAAAGGUCUGAAGAGGAGAUGGCUGUGAAGUUGGGAGUGCUGCGGGUACCAGCUGUGACUUUUCAGUUCUCCUGGUUUUCAGUUGUUCAUGAAACUAGAAAUGUCACCCCUGCUUGAUUUUCACCCACCAAGUUAAACCCCUGCCUCCUGUCCUUUGCACCUUUUGCGUGAACAGAAUAUGCAUUAUUAAAGCAAAAAUAAAUAAAGUAAAAUGCAAAUGAACACAGGG
Messenger RNA from Orycteropus afer afer, 1362 nucleotides. The record is from RefSeq and is a predicted model, not a curated record. NCBI's taxonomy places the organism in Eukaryota, Metazoa, Chordata, Mammalia, Tubulidentata, Orycteropodidae.